Aspergillus mulundensis is the source of this 1998-nucleotide messenger RNA. Its product is annotated as oxidative DNA demethylase. The record is from RefSeq and is a predicted model, not a curated record. Bases 1 to 1998 code for a protein of 665 amino acids. The transcript is spliced from 2 exons. Lineage: Eukaryota; Fungi; Ascomycota; Eurotiomycetes; Eurotiales; Aspergillaceae. Gene Ontology annotation, cellular component: cytoplasm. Gene Ontology annotation, biological process: regulation of translational termination; peptidyl-proline hydroxylation. Gene Ontology annotation, molecular function: peptidyl-proline dioxygenase activity; L-ascorbic acid binding; iron ion binding.
AUGAAGCGCAAGACCAACAGCAGUGACUCGGCCGGCGGCAAUGGCCAGCCCGACACCAAGAAGCGAGCGCUGUCCAGCGAGGAAGUUGCAUUGCGCUUCCGCGACGGUCUCUUCGAGCCGUCUGUACAACAGGACUAUACCAAGUCAUAUGCUGAAUCUCAGCCGUAUCUACACGGCGUCAUUCACCCCCUGAUCGAAGACUCCCUUCUGCGCUCCGUCCGCGACGAAAUCCAGGAACAUUUGCACUUUACCGAGAAAGAGACGGAUAUAUACAAAAUCUUCCAGUCCGGAGAUCUCGCCAACUUGGAUGGAUUAGACGAUGGGUCAUUGUCGCGAUUGCCGUCGAUUCUCAAGCUCCGCGAUGCCCUUUACUCCGCGCGAUUCCGUGAAUUCCUGUCCUCCGUCACCGGCUCGGGCAAGCUGAGCGGGCAGAAGACCGACAUGGCUAUCAACAUCUAUAACGAGGGAUGCCAUCUUCUCUGUCACGACGAUGUUAUUGGAAGCAGACGUCUUAGCUACAUUCUGUACCUGACUGACCCCGACACCCCAUGGCAAGCGGAAUGGGGCGGUGCUCUGCGCCUAUACCCCACGGCGACGAAGAAGGAUGCCAAGGGCGAGGACGUCAAGGUCCCUAGCCCGGACUACUCUCUCAGUAUCCCGCCGGCUUUCAAUCAGCUCAGCUUCUUUACCGUCCAGCCCGGAGAGAGUUUCCACGACGUCGAGGAGGUCUACCACCCCGCGGAGAAUGAGGACAAGUCUAAGAAGCGCGUUCGAAUGGCCAUCAGUGGAUGGUUCCAUAUCCCCCAGAAGGGAGAAGAUGGAUAUGAGGAAGGGCUUGAAGAGAAGCUCGCCGAGCGCAGUAGUCUUUCCCAGCUCCAAGGCCGCGCAGACAUCUACGACCUCCCGCAGCCAAAGACCGUUAUCUGCGAGGAGGAAACAGAAGAAGAGGUCAAAGAGGACAUCAAAGGCAAGGGCAAGGCCAAGGAGGAAGAACCCGCCGCCAUCUUUACCGAGUCCGAUCUCAAUUUCCUUGUUCAAUACAUUGCCCCUUCAUACCUCACUCCCGACAUUGCAGAGGAAAUGUCCGAUGCCUUCCUCAACGACUCCUCCCUUAACCUCGAACACUUCCUCUCUAAGAAGUACGCCGCCAAGGUCCGUGCCUACAUCGAAGAGCAGGAGAAGAAAGACCUCCCAGCAUCAUCCGACGAGAUCCAAUCGUCAACAGACUGGACCGUCGCCCGACCACCCCACAAGCACCGCUACCUCUACCAGCAGCACUCCGCGGAAGCUGGUCCCUCAAAAACACCCAUCCAAGAACUCAUCAACGACCUCUUCCCAUCUAAGCCGUUCCGGAAAUGGCUUUCACUCAUCACAGGCUCGGACCGUAUCACGAGCUACAACCUGCUUGCGCGCCGCUUCCGUCGGGGCCAGGACUACACUCUUGCCAACAGCUACGUUGGCGAAGAACCCCGUCUCGAGUUCACCUUCUGCCUGACCCCAACAUCGGGCUGGGAAAAGGAAGAGCCCGAAGACGAAGACGAGGCCGCUGAAGACGGUGACGCGAAUGGCACCUCCAAAGCAAGCUCCUCCAAGAAGGCUAAUGACAAGAACGGAAAGACCGAUCCUAAGUCCUCAGAUGACGACGAAGCCCACGUCGGCGGCUACGAGAUUUACAUGGCGGGCGACGACGAAGAGGAAAAGUCCGGUGCUGCGGACCCGGCGAUCUACCAAUCUGCUGCGGACGAUGAAGAUGACGGGAUCCUUUUUAGUACAGCCGCGGGCUGGAACAGACUUAGCAUUGUGCUAAGGGAUAGCGGGACGCUCAAGUUUGUCAAGUAUGUUAGUGCCGCGGCGAAGGGGGAUCGGUGGGAUGUUACGGGCGAGAUGGGGGUCGAAUUUAAUGAUGAUGAGGAUGAUGAUGACGAGGAUGACGGGCAAGAUGACGAGGAGGAUGAGGACGAGGACGAGGACGAAGACAUGGAAGAGGAUGAUGAGUAA